UUAUUUUUUAUUUUUUAAAAUUUUAUUUUUUAAAUGUCACGGUCCACAUAUCUGUGUGGUUCUCCUGGAUGAGCGGAAUUCCUUGAGAAAUUUGAGUAUUUAAUGUUCAUAGGGUUGUCAAUCUGGAGUUUUUCUUUACUGGAAAUUACCGUCGGAAUUUUUUGAUUUCCUCCAAAUCUGCAACAGUUGACAGCCUGUUUGCUGUAAUUUUCCUUGAUUGAAGUUGUUUGGAGGAUUCCCAAGCAGCAGUUUGAUGUAAGUUGUUUCUGUUUCUGUUUAGCGCAGUAUUAAUGUGCUUUUAUCCUCUUCCUUCUGUAUGUUUGGGUUUUCUCAUAGAUUCUAAGAUCCCUAUCCAAUUACUAUGUCUACCUUGCUACCUCCACAAGUUACUACUCCUAAGUUGAAUGGUAGUAAGAGGUCUAAGGAUGUGGUGUCUCUCUCCAGUCAAGGAAAGCAAUGUCAUCGGUAGUAAUAGUUCUAAGGAUGUAGUCUAUCUCUCCAGUCAAGGAAAGCAAUGUCAUCUACUGAUAGAAGGAACUGGAUGUAUGGAUUCAAGAAGAUGCCCAAAUUGUUGGUUUAUUGUGGAACUACUUGGGCACUUUCAGAUACAAAUAAGGAGAUAUGGGAUUAUCCUAAGUUUUUAUUUACUAGUAAUUUACAGGAUUUUUGCAGAGAUGAAAUGGCUCUAUGAGGAGUUAAAUGUGCUUCAACUUAUGUAAAAGAAAUGGAAAAAAACAAAGGAAACUGAUCUUAUUAAUCAAGUUUUUGGCCAGCUUAAACCUGAAUUUCUAUCCAGUGAUAUCUUAUAUCGUCAGACUGCAUUUGCUUGAUUUUUAUGGUAUGGAGAAGUCUAUAUUAGGCGUGGUCAACAUAAAGAGGUGACCAAUCUGGUGGUGGUUAAUGCUUCAAUGGUGAAUGUGGUAAUCAUGGUAGCAGGGUUGGGCAUGGUAGAGGUCCACCUUGCAAAUGUUCUCGUUCUGGGUUAGAGAGUCGUACUCGUGACCAGGUUGCUGAUGUUGUGGCAUCUUGUUGCUGUGGAACUAUAGACUGUAACAGUAUCAGAGGAUGAAUAUACAAAGUUCCCUAAAUAUUGUGCACCCCAAUCAUCAUGUCUCCCUAUUGCAUCAUUGGCCUUAUGUAUUCCCAUUGCUUCUUUGUUCUAAUUCUUCUCCAUCUAGACUUUGACUUGUAGAUUUAAUUGCUACAUCAGGUACCUCUUAUGUUUUUUUUUUUUGAACCUUCAAUAUUCAGAAUCACUUCUCAGUGUCACUCUUGCCAAUGGAUCUUUCUACUUCUAUUAGCGGCAUUGGGACAGUGGAACCUGGAUUUUCCUUUUCUUUGUCUUUUGUUUUGUCUCCUUUUCCAUUUGACCUCAUGUUUGUAUGUAAACUCACGAAGCAUUUACAUUGCUCAAUAACUCUUUUCUUCUGAUUCUGUUGUGAGUCAAGAUUUGAAGAUUAUGGAGAGGAUUGGUUGAGGACAUGAAUCUAAUGAUUUCUUCUACUUCAUCCUAUUGCCUUCAUCUCAACUUGCAGGUGUUGAUAAAUUGGAUCCUUAAGUGUUCUAUAGGCCUGGCAAAAUGGGUCAUGACCCGUCGGGUCACCUGGACCCACCCGUUUAAAACGGGUUCAAGUGUAGAGAAGUUAACCCGUUUAAUAAUUGGGCGGGUCACAGGUCAACCCGUUUAUAAACGGGUUCUCUGGGUUUGGGCGGGUCACUCGGCGGGUGACCCGUUAAUUUGGAUCCUUAAUGCAUAAUGCUUCACAGUCACGCGCACUGCACACGCCUUUAGCAAUCAGCCUUCAGACUUCAGUCUCAGGCUCUCAGUCAACACAAAAAAACCCUAAGGGCCCUAACCCGCGCCACUGCUCUUAGGCUCUCAGGCUCUCCUCAUCUCUGACCUCUCAGCUCUCACUCUCUUAAAUCUCAAUCCUCUCCUCUCCUGACUCCUGAGUCUCCUCUCCUCUCCUGUGGUGCGCUGCUACGUGCCGGACCUGCCGGUGCUGCGAGCCUGCGAAUGAUUCACUCCACACCUUGAGCAGCUCGAUUCGUUGUCUCCUUUAGGCUCCACAGACCACAGCCACAGGCAUUAGUUAUCCCCAGCUCCACAGACCACUUGACUCCACACCUACAGCCUCCAGUUGCUCCACGGUAAGAUUAAGCUCCCUCAGGCCUCACGGAUCAAGCUCCUUCAUGAUCCACAGACGCAGAGGACCAGAGGUGGAGCCGCAGAGAGACCGGAAAAGGUGGUAGAAUGGUGAUGACAGCACAUUCAGAGAAAUUUUCUGUGGAUUUUUUGAUGGGUGGGGUAGCAGCAAUAAUAUCAAGGAGUGCGGCUGCACCAAUUGAGAGAGUGAAACUUUUAUUACAGAAUCAAGGAGAGAUGCUAAAGAGAGGGCAACUCAAGAGACCUUAUAUGGGUGUCUGUGAUUGCUUUGGACGGGUCAUGAAAGAAGAAGGUUUUUUAUCUUUUUGGAGAGGUAACCAGGCCAAUGUUAUACGAUAUUUUCCUACUCAGGCUUUCAACUUUUCAUUCAAAGGUUACUUCAAAAGCUAUUUUGGUCGCUCAAAAGAAAGAGAUGGAUAUGUAAAGUGGUUUGCAGGAAAUGUAGCUUCUGGGAGUGCUGCUGGUGCAACUACUUCAUUAUUUUUGUAUCACUUAGAUUAUGCACGCACACGGCUGGGAACUGAUGCUAAGGAAUGCCCAGUUAAUGGUAAACGCCAGUUUAAAGGGCUGUUAGAUGUGUACAGAAAAACUCUCUCGAGCGACGGAAUCGUUGGCCUUUAUCGGGGAUUUGGGGUUUCUAUAAUGGGAAUUACUCUGUACAGAGGCAUGUAUUUUGGGCUGUAUGACACAAUGAAGCCUAUCAUUUUGGUGGGGCCCUUUGAGGGUAAUUUUAUUGCAAGCUUCUUUUUGGGUUGGAGUAUAACAACAGUUUCUGGUGUCUGCGCCUACCCCUUUGACACCUUGCGCCGAAGAAUGAUGCUGACCUCUGGGCAGCGCUCAAAGUAUCGUAAUGGGCUGCAUGCUCUCCGUGAGAUAAUUCGCCUUGAGGGUUUUAGUGCACUGUUCCGUGGUGUAUCAGCAAAUAUGCUUCUUGGUAUGGCCGGGGCUGGAGUACUCGCAGGCUAUGAUCAGCUGCACAGGAUUGCAUAUGGACGUGGUUAUUCAUAGUUUUGACCCACUUCUGAAAGAUUUGAAGUGAAGGAUCUCCACAAGGAAUUUGUGGGUUGGCAUAGCUUGAGAAUUGAUUCUUUCCCUCAAAGGGGUUUAGUGUAAUCUUAAAGAGAACUGAAUAAGAAAUACACACAGCAGAUAUGAUGAAGGAAUCAGUCGUUCAGAGGAACAGCUUGCUCUUUGGAGGCCUGGGAAAAUAUAAAAGAAGCUUUCGUGUACAAUGUACAGUUCAACAAAUUAAAUUGAUUUCUUUCACAAAACCAUGGGUAAGAUUUUCAGUUUUCAUUGUUGCUUAAAGGGAAUGUUCUGUACAUUAUAUAAUUGUUUGGUUUCUUCUA
This is a messenger RNA of Malania oleifera, 3516 nucleotides long. RefSeq names its product ADP,ATP carrier protein ER-ANT1. The record is from RefSeq and is a predicted model, not a curated record. The transcript is spliced from 4 exons. Gene Ontology annotation, cellular component: mitochondrial inner membrane. Gene Ontology annotation, biological process: mitochondrial ADP transmembrane transport; mitochondrial ATP transmembrane transport. Lineage: Eukaryota; Viridiplantae; Streptophyta; Magnoliopsida; Santalales; Ximeniaceae. The coding region runs from base 2255 to 3175 and encodes 306 amino acids. Gene Ontology annotation, molecular function: ATP:ADP antiporter activity.